Rhizoctonia solani is the source of this 771-nucleotide messenger RNA. RefSeq lists its product as uncharacterized. The transcript has 3 exons. The coding region runs from base 1 to 771 and encodes 256 amino acids. NCBI's taxonomy places the organism in Eukaryota, Fungi, Basidiomycota, Agaricomycetes, Cantharellales, Ceratobasidiaceae. The record is from RefSeq and is a predicted model, not a curated record.
AUGGACCGCGGGCUGAAAGGUGUUCCCGUUGAAUUUGUUGUCCACAAACUCCAGACGAUUGGCCCAGAGCUGCUUGCAUCUUUAGGCAACGUUGUGCCCCCUUCGUCGAUUUUCCCUUCCAUCAACACGGCUGCCCUUCCCUCGGAGCUUGAACUACAUAUUCGAGAUCGCUCCCAGCCGCUCGAGGCAAUCCCCACACACUUACUCUGCGUGUUUAACCCACAUGCUGGCAAGGCAUCCAAAGGUCAUCUUUUCCCGGCCCAUUCGCUCGUACUCGCCUCGCAGUCGUGGAACUACCGGCUUCCGGUCGUACCCUUGCCUGUACCCCAUCCCGCCUCAUUUGGAUUCCUCAAUGCCUAUCUCUACACGCGCCGCAUCGACAAGGUUCUCGCCACACUCAUCCCCUUGCCUACUCAAACUCUCGCCGGCAUUAGCGCAGGCAUGGCUAAUCAGCCCGUGUGCGGCGCAAUCCCCCAGUUGAGCGCCGCAAUGGCCCGUACCUUCACCAUGCUCGCACUGCUCGAUAGGGCAGGCGUCAUUCACGGAAUGUGGAGCAAUGCAAGGCACUCGGCGUUGAUGAUGAACGGCUGUGGAAAGUUCUCGAGCUUGCCUGGGACAUUGUCGUCGCUGCCAUAUCAGCAUCUUCCGGAACGAAUGUUACGCCCAAGUCGUCAUGAGACACCCGUCCCGCCUUCCGCCUCCGUCAUUUCGCAUACUUCCAGGAUACUCUCCCAUCUCAUUCGUAUUUCGCAUUCAAGCCUCAUAACCUAA